This is a messenger RNA of Anas platyrhynchos (mallard), 5787 nucleotides long. It is a transcript of the gene HTR2C, whose product is annotated as 5-hydroxytryptamine receptor 2C. Gene Ontology annotation, molecular function: G protein-coupled serotonin receptor activity; neurotransmitter receptor activity. The record is from RefSeq and is a predicted model, not a curated record. Gene Ontology annotation, cellular component: dendrite; plasma membrane. NCBI's taxonomy places the organism in Eukaryota, Metazoa, Chordata, Aves, Anseriformes, Anatidae. Gene Ontology annotation, biological process: G protein-coupled receptor signaling pathway, coupled to cyclic nucleotide second messenger; chemical synaptic transmission; release of sequestered calcium ion into cytosol.
AGCCAUGCUUUCCAGUCACAUUCGCAGCUUGUGAGAGGGAGCAGCGCCGAAGCUCACCGGCUGAGUGCUGUCUGUGCUGGCUGGGCAGCGCGUGCCUGCCCGCAGCGUGGGCGCCUGCAGGUGCUGGGCAGUGCCUGGGGCCACAGGGCUUGGUGCCGGGAGUGGGAGCCCCGUAUUGCCCGAGUCCCAGUGACACUGCUGGGCUCUCCACAUCACCUGCGUUCCUCACCUCCUCGGCUGCUUGGCCUCCAGCCGCCGAUCCAGCUUGCUGGCUGUGAUACCCCAGUGGGCCCUCCCCUGGGCUCCCGUGGGAGCUCCGAGCAGCAUUUUGCUGGAGCCAGGGGACCUGCAGCGGUCGGCGCAGCAGGAGCUGUGCGGUGCCUGGCUGGGGAUGCUGUGGGCUGCCGUGGGAAUGCCUGCCUCCCAAAGUGACUGCAACUAACUCGAGGUUGGGACUACUUCUCAGAGGAUGCCCUGUGUGUCUUCACUCUCUCCCCUCUGGCCUCACCACAGAAUAUUUGGAGUUAUUUGCUUGCCCCUGCUGAUGGGGUACGGAGUCACAGGCCUCCGGAGGGUUAAGAGCAUCUGCCUUUAUGCCAAGUAUUCAAGCAGGAAAUAAUCUGCAGAGAUACAUGUGCAGCAAUUCAACUGCUGAUGCUCUCCCAGGCUGCUGCUGCUGCUGCAGUUCGGUGUGUGUGAGAAGCCGCGCUGCUCAGAGAAGAUGCUUUCCUGGUCUGUCCAAAGUGCUGGGCAUGGCAGCAGAACCCCGGCUUCUGGAGCUGGGGUAAAUAUCUCCACCCAAGAGGAAUUAUGUUGACCUGCAGGCUCUGUUGGCUGGCUGAGCUGUGGCAUGGCAAAUACUCUAUCUUCCUGCACCACAGCAGCAAGUCCUCCCAUGCUUUGGGGAAGAGCAGAUGUGGAUGCUGUGCUAAUGAUCUUCAUUUGGGAGAAGACAUAUCCAGGAGGGCAAAUUUCCUUCCACCCUACUGAAGCAGAAAACUGCCCCAGAGAUGCUUCCAGAGAACAAGAUGGAUGCAAUUCCAAAGGAAUGGUGGACCUGGAAAUCAGCUGGAGAUUGCGAAGUCUACUUUCCCUGAAGGUUGCUGGUCAGUGGUCACCUUCUGCUUCAUACAAGGAAACUAGAAGAGCUCCACAUUAACUUCUGUAUGGUUUGUUUCACAAUGGAAGAUCAAAUGAUUUUCUGGCUCAGGUUUUGUGAAGUUCGACAUCUAAUUUGGACCCAAACUUUGGAAAAGGGAUCAUCUCUGAGGAAGAGUUAAGAGACAGAUUAAGCAGUACCAGAUGAUGAGCACUUUAAGUAGCACUGGAAUAUUACUCAGCUUGACAACAGUGUCUGUUACACUGGAUUUUAGUUUGCAUGGUGGUCUCAUGGCUUGGUCUUUAAGCAGCAAUUUGACUCUGAAUCAGAGUUUGCCUACAUCUGAUCCUCUUAAUGCCUCUGAGAAGGGCGAAGUCUCUCGGAUGUCAGUGAGAGAGAAGAACUGGCCAGCCCUCUUGAUCUUGGUCAUCAUUCUGCUUACCAUUGGGGGGAACAUACUGGUAAUUAUGGCUGUGUCCUUGGAGAAGAAAUUGCAGAACGCCACAAACUUCUUCCUGAUGUCCUUGGCAGUGGCAGACAUGCUGGUGGGUAUCCUGGUCAUGCCCGUGUCGCUCAUUGCAGUCCUGUACGAUUAUGCUUGGCCUUUGCCUAAACAGUUGUGCCCUAUAUGGAUUUCCCUAGAUGUGCUCUUUUCAACUGCAUCUAUUAUGCAUCUCUGUGCCAUCUCUCUUGAUCGGUAUGUAGCAAUACGCAAUCCCAUUGAGCACAGCCGCUUCAAUUCCCGCACCAAGGCUAUUAUGAAAAUUGCUGCAGUUUGGACCAUAUCCAUAGGGAUAUCUAUGCCCAUUCCAGUCAUUGGUUUGCAGGAUGACUCCAGGGUAUUCAUAAAUGGGACUUGCGUCCUCAACGAUGAGAACUUCGUCCUCAUUGGAUCCUUCAUGGCAUUCUUCAUCCCUCUCAUCAUCAUGGUUAUCACAUAUUGCCUGACCGUCCAGGUGCUGCAGAGACAGGCAACAGUGUUCAUGUGUGGAGAGGUGCCCAAGCAGAGGAGAAGCAGUGUGAACUGCCUCAAAAAAGAAAACAACACAGAGAACAUUUCAAUGCUUCACAAUCAUGAGGGGGCAUCUCACUUGAACUCUCCUGUGAAUAAGGAGGCAGUGCUUUUUCGGAAAGGAACCAUGCAGUCCAUCAACAAUGAACGAAGAGCCUCCAAGGUCCUGGGCAUCGUUUUCUUUUUGUUCCUCAUCAUGUGGUGCCCAUUUUUCAUCACUAACGUCAUGUCUGUCCUUUGCAAGGAAGCCUGCGAUAAAGACCUCUUGAGUGAACUCCUCGAUGUGUUUGUUUGGGUGGGGUAUGUUUGUUCUGGGAUUAAUCCCCUUGUAUACACACUUUUCAAUAAAACAUACCGCAGGGCUUUUUCCAAUUAUAUCCGCUGCCAAUACAAGACCAGUAAAAAAUCAGCACUGCGACAGAAUCAGUGUCUGAAUGUUGCUUCAACAGCUUUAUAUGGGAAGGAUCUGACUUUAACUAGUUAUCGAAAUGGCAAUGAACUCAACAGCAUGGAACUAGAUGAAGCUGAGGAGGGCCUUGUAAUGCAACCAGGGACUUCAGAGCUCUCCAUAAACAGCUGUAAUGUUGUAAGUGAAAGAGUGAGCUGUGUGUAAAGGUGGCUCACACAGCCUUUUGCUGCAGUAUAUCUGUAGCCAAAAUAUAUUGUAUAAAAAUGUACGUGUUGGUCAAAGGACAAUGUAUAUAUUGCAUUCUGAACAAAGCUUCUUUUUUUUAAGAAAAAAAAAAAAAGUUGUCUUUCCAGUCCAGUACUUAAAAUCAUAUAUAUUAAUAUACUGCAGUGAAGUUUAAGGUUCUAUAUUUACUGUUAAUACUAGAUCAGAACUAUUAGUUACUUUGCAUAUGUCAUGGACAAAAUGUUUGAAUUCUUCUUCCAGUGCAUGAACAAAAAUGCUGAAUAUUUAUCUCAGGUGGCAUUUGCUGGAGUCCAGAAUGGCACGUUUAUAGUUAUAUAUCAAAUACAUGCUAUUAGACUUGGUCAGUAUAACUUUCUUUUUCAAGUUGACAGUAAAUAUAUACUUUAAAUCCUCACCUCUACUUGUGCCGUGUAAAGACUGUACAGAAACCUGGCAGAGAGAUAUGACAAAAGCAUAGCAGCUGUGUAUGCAGCUGGCCAGAUAUGUCCUGUUAAGGGUAGUGGCUCACUGCCAUACUGGGGCAAUUUUGCACUUCUAUGGACCUCUUUUAAAUUUUGACUUCCUCUCCAGUCCUCCUGCAUCCUUUCCAUUCACUAGGAGGCUUCUGCUCCCAUAAGAAAGGUGGGGAAUGCAGUUCUGGUGUGGCUUGGUGGUCCUGACUGGGAUCGCUUGUACUCUUGGAAAAGAAGCAUGAGAAACAGAGCCAACCCCCGUUAUUUGCUUUAACCAUUUUACAAAUGGAGAUCCUCAGAUUUAUAAAAAGCCCUCCAUUGUUCUUAUAAAUCACCUGUUAUGGGAUGGGGGAAGUGGUGCUCAGCGUGGAUGGCACUGCCUUCAGAGUUUGCUUGGAUGAUCAGAGUCUGGUUCACCUGGAGAGGAGUGCUCUGUCUUUGUAAAGGCUCAUCUUUUCUAUCCCCUCAUCUCUUUAGUCAUUAGCACAUUUUGCAUUUGCUUUUAUUUUUCAAAACCCAGGGAUCUUCAGUGUUGAUGAUAAAAUCUAGUUUAGGGUGUAGGGCAGAAGCUGCUGUGCUUGUGGCACAGGUUGGGGUCAGGCUGUGAGGUUCAGGAUACAGCUCCCAGGGGCUGCUCAGGAGAGAAGUAUAAAUGAAGGAUUGCUAGAUUUUUCUCCUGUCUCACGAGGUGAUGGGCAGAGCUGGAAAGAGUAUGUGACUGGAAUCAUUUGCUGGUGGUGUCGUUCAAAAACUAUGACCAGGGACAGGAAGGGAGCAGACAUGGAAUUAUGAGCUGGAGCAAGUCUACAUGGAAGAUUAAUCUGGAUUAAUUUUUCAAAUUGAUUUAUGCCAUUUCACUCCCAAAGUAAAUUAUAUUAUAUCAUAUUAAAGCCACUUAUAUCUUAAUGAAAACAUCCACAUCAAGAUUUAAUUCAGUUUAACUAAUCUGCUUUUAAUUCACACCGUAAGUAAUUUGAAUUAAUUUUCUUCUGUGUUCCUGUGUAGACAAACCCUCAAAGGCACCAUGUCUUCCUGGCACAGUGCCUCUGGGGUGAUGCCUCUCAUGCAAUUUCCCUUAUGUAGAGUACUGUCUAAUGCCAGAUCUAACCCAUAAUGUUUUUAUAUCUUCAUUAACUAAUACACAAAUGCUGCAGUCAUCCAUCUAACACGGAUGCAUUUAGUACCACUAACAGCCUCUGGCUAUGAAAAUCCUCAGAAGAGGAAAGCUUACAUUAGGCAUGGAUGAGUUGUAUUUUACUAAUACAAACUGCUUGUACUCUAAGCUUGCUGUGUUCAUCCCACAAAAAUUCACUUGUAGGGGAAAGAGAAAAAUUUGAAAGUGCAUUAGUGCAACGUUGUGCUGUUGUUUUGCUGUAUACAGCAAAAACCUUGCUAAGAGCCCACUACUGCAACACAUCUUAUGGGUUGCAUCUGCUACUGGGCUGCUUCCAGCUUGAAACAGUGAAGCUGCUGAUCCUCUCUUCUCUUUCAUUCCCUCCUGUGCAAAAUCUAUAGUACUUCCAUGCAGGCAGGCGAGGUAUCCUUAGGGAGCAUAACAUACUGCUUGCAGAAGGCAGCAGAGAUGGACUGCGUGCCAGUCUGCUGACAGUUUCUGUGGCUUGAAUGCUUGGGAAUCUACCUGCCUGUCCAAAAAGAUCUGCUAACCAGCAGGAAAAGGACUAGCCAGAAACACAAACUUGUGCCUUCAGUGACUGCCCUUUGCUCUGUGUCAAAUUUGAAUAUCUCAUGCAGUAGAGAAAAAUCAGAAAGAUCACAUUGCUUUUGUAGUUCUUCCCCCCUUCCCUCCCUUGGGUGAAUUCAUAGCACAUCUUUUACAAACACGUAUAUGUCUGGGUGUGUAUAUAUAUAUGUGUGUGUGUACGUAUAUAUACAUAUAUAUAUAUAAAAGCCAACCACAGACUUUGAAAGCAUUUAGCAAUAAGUUGAAUUACAGUAGCUUCUAGCACAUGUGAAUAGGUCAUAUGUGAAUAGCUCAUUUGCCACAGCAUCCUCGAACUUGGUGUAAGUUCACACAAAUACAUUUUCAUUGCAUAGGAGCCUUCAUGUCUUACCCUUGCCAGGUCUGUUGUAUGGGCAAAAAGGGAACCUACUAUAUUUGGAUGUAAAUAAUGAGAACUGAACUGAGAAUUUACAGAUUUUUUAUAUAUGUUUUUAAGAAAUUCAGCACCAGAACUGUAAAUAUGUUAAGUGUUGCUACUCAGCUGGACCCGUUCUGAUGUAUGCUACUUCUAUAGAUAACCAGACAAGGGGACUGCCUUAUAGAGCCUGUGUUCUCUCCCGACCAGCGGGUGAUAACAUUUUUGUGAAUGAUUAAAUACUGUCAAUUGCCCAACUUCCUUUGGGUCAUUAACAUCAGGGUUUUGUGAUGCUGCUAUUAAUUUAUUAAAGAAAGUUUGUUGGUUUAAUCACUCUUUUUUUUUUUUUUUUUGAUGGUCUAUCAGAAAAUAAAUAAAUGAACAUGCCCUCUCUUCCUUUCAUCUCUCACCAAUUACAACAUGUCCUGAUCUAAAACUAUGUCUGACCACAAAAUAAAACAACAAAAAAUCAA